AAGAAUAACAUUGUGUGCGCGUCCUCUCAAAGUCGUUAUUGCGUUUGCAUUUAGAUAAAUCGCGAAAAAAUUAUAAAUAUUUUAUUUUGACGGAUUACGAUGCGAAUUCGACUUGACCUUAUAGUGAUUAUCGCAUCACAAGAUAUUCCGAAAAAGCUGAAGAGCUGAUAACGCGCGAAGUGAGAGAGGUUGCUUUCUUCCAUAUUUUUUUUUAUAUACAGUUACGCAAGUCUAUUAAUAAAGUAAAUGGGACACAACCAUUGAUGUAUAUACAUAUAUCUUCGUUAAAGAAAAAGCGGAGACAGCUUUCGGGAAAGCGAAAGACGAAAAUCGAAUCGAAAAAUCGCGUCGUCUCCUUGUUUGUCCAAGAAUGUACGAGAUAUCGCUGACAGAGAAAAUAUUAUGUAACAUAAGCCUAUACAUUUUAGCUUCGAGUCUUCUAAAUCGGGACAGCGUAACAGCAGUUUACGAAUUCGUAAUCUUUAUUCAUUAUCGUUUUAACAUAAACAUGCGUAACAUAACGAUCGUAUGAGAGAUUCAAAGGAAAGAUUGCGAUGAAAAGAGAUUCAAGACCUUCAUAAAUUUCGCUUUAAUAUAUAAUUGAUGACGACAGCUUUUUUUUGCUUCGUGUAUAUGCGCGAAUAAACAAGUGACUUGAUAAGCAAGUUUUGAUAUGUCACAUUUAUCGCAUCGAUAUAACGUGUCGUUAUGCAAAUUUUUCUUUUGCAUAAUGAAACGUGCAUGCCGGUGCAUAUUGUCUUAUUUUGUACGUUUAAUACAGAUUUAUUUAUUACACCUUACUGAAAGUAAAAUCGGCGAAAAAAUGUGCGAAAAUUUUCCGAGAUAUUAUACAUAUAACAAUCUGUAUCAAGCAUAUCUUAUAAAUUAUCGCUUCUUUUUACCUUAUCCAAAUAUCUCGAUAAUUUCCUAAUAUGAGAAAAUCGAUUUAAAAAAUUAGUUUUUUUAUUUAAAAUAAAAUGUCAGUGACCCCUUCGAGAAAUCUCGAAAAUCAUGACUAAAAAAAUUUAUUAAUAUUCGUCUUUUCGAAUCGAACAGUUUCUUCUCGUAUUUCCAUAUUUAAAAAUAACGGAGAUAUUUCAGAUCAACUUAUAUGUACAAUAUAGUAAUUUAAUAAGGGAUCUAAUAAACGUCGCAAAUAUAUUGAAAGGAAACAUAUAUGUGUGCGUGUAUAUUUUUCGCACUACGUCACGCAAUGAUUACGGAAAGAAAAAAACCUUUACUAAUUAAGUCAACUUAAGCGGUUGACAUACAUUCCUCUUGCUUUAAGAUUGACAAACAAUAAGCAAAAACAAAAAUGCAUCAUAAGAAUAAAUAUUCUUAAAUAGCACGCAUACAAAGGAAGGGGAAUUCUUGCGGAAGGAUAGUGAAUUGGAAACUUGCACACGUCAGUGAAGAUUUGCCUUUCUAACGACACGGUCAAAGCUACAAGUGUUACGUAUUCGUUCAUUUUGUUCAUUUCGUUCUAUCGUUCCUUUUUGUUUUGUUUUAUUUUUCAUUCUCUUCGUAGAAGACAGAAUUUUGCAAUUCAAACAGAGUGUAAAGCUUGUACGUGGUGCGAUGUAAAAAUAAUUUCCGCAUUUUCACGACAACUAACGAAACGAUAAGAGAUAUCGCCAUAUGAGACUGGCGUUCCAUAUUAAAAAAAAAAAUCGAAUUAUCGUUCUUAUAACGCUUAAAAAUUAUUCUUUGGCUAUUUCGCGUCUAUUAUCGGGACAAAAUAACUCGUUUCGCUUAUUUCAUUGCGCGCGACUUUUUCCUGUCAAUUUUACAAAAAUUUUUUUAUUUCUUCUCGCUAUUCUUUUUUUUACAAUAUUAUUAAUUAUGCAAUGAAAAAUUUUGCAAUGUCGAUGAUGACUAGAGCGGUAAUGUUUUACGACGACAUAAAGAUAAUAUGAUUGUAGUAUUACGUACAUAAGAUACAAUCGAACACACGUGUAAAAUUCGAGAUAGUUUACGAGAUUAUUUAUAUAUCCCAAGGGGUUGUACUGAUUACAAGUUAGAAAAAAAUUUUAAUAUUUCCGUAUCUUUGUCGGAUCUUUCGUAUUAUUUACAUAAGCGAAAAGCAAAGUCAAGUUAAUUUCAUACUAGUUUGAUAGUUGUGCGAGAAACUAUCCGGUUAUUAUCCUGGAUUUCGCGCCUGCUUGUUAAUAUCCGGCGUUGGAUCUUGAAUAUUCGGAUCUGUUUUGAGUCGCGAUGAAGCGAAUAAAGAGAUUCGUCUUGGCGGAAAAUACGGAGAAGGAUAAAAACUGGAAGAGCUCGGACAAUCUGUUGAUGCGCGUUGCGUCUAAAACGAGCAUAAACGCGAAGAACGGCGAGCCCGAUGUGGACGACACGGAAGAUGAGAAAGCGAACCAUCUGUCAGCUUUAGGAUUAACGCCCAGCAUGUCGCAGGGCACGGUGAUGAUUCAAACGCCAAAUCGACUUCAAGAGAAGGAUUUCACUAUCGCGACUCCUGAAGAGUUCGUCCAUCGUUUCGGAGGCACCAAGAUUAUCAACAAGGUGCUGAUCGCCAACAAUGGUAUCGCGGCGGUUAAAUGCAUGCGAUCGAUUCGACGUUGGUCGUACGAGAUGUUUAAGAACGAGAGGGCCGUGCGUUUCGUAGUGAUGGUCACGCCAGAAGAUCUAAAGGCGAACGCGGAGUACAUCAAAAUGGCAGACCAGUACGUGCCAGUACCGGGUGGGAGCAACAACAACAAUUACGCUAACGUGGAACUAAUCGUCGAUAUCGCGACACGUACUCAGGUCCAUGCAGUUUGGGCCGGAUGGGGCCACGCUUCGGAAAAUCCGAAACUUCCGGAACUGCUCCACAAAAAUAACAUCUGUUUUAUUGGACCGUCCGAGAGAGCCAUGUGGGCUUUAGGUGACAAAAUCGCAUCCAGUAUAGUCGCUCAAACUGCGGACGUGCCGACCCUUCCUUGGUCAGGAUCGGACUUGACAGCGCAUUAUAGCGGAAAGAAGAUUAAGAUAUCGUCGGAACUUUUCAAAAAGGGAUGCGUCGCCACUGUAGAGGAAUGUCUAGCAGCGGCAAACAAGAUUGGCUUCCCGGUCAUGGUGAAGGCGAGCGAGGGUGGCGGCGGUAAAGGGAUCAGGAAAGUUGAAAACGCCGAGGAGUUACCCGUCUUAUUCAGACAAGUGCAGACUGAAAUACCCGGCUCGCCGAUAUUUAUCAUGAAGCUGGCCAAAUGUGCUCGUCACUUGGAAGUACAAUUACUAGCUGAUAAUUAUGGUAACGCGAUAUCGCUGUUUGGACGCGAUUGCUCUAUCCAAAGGAGGCACCAAAAAAUUAUCGAGGAGGCGCCGGCCGUGAUUGCUAAGUCGGAGGUUUUUGAAGAGAUGGAAAAGGCCGCUGUGAGACUAGCAAAAAUGGUAGGAUAUGUCAGCGCGGGUACCGUAGAAUAUCUAUACGACACUGCCGGUAGAUAUUAUUUCUUGGAGUUGAAUCCGCGUCUUCAAGUGGAACAUCCUUGCACCGAGAUGGUGUCGGAUGUGAACUUGCCAGCGGCCCAAUUACAAAUAGCGAUGGGCUUACCGUUACAUCACAUCAAGGAUAUACGUCUUUUGUAUGGCGAAAGCCCCUGGGGCGACAGCCCGAUUGACUUUGACCAGCCACGUCACAAGCCUCAACCUUGGGGUCACGUAAUCGCAGCUAGAAUCACCAGCGAAAAUCCCGACGAAGGCUUUAAACCAAGUUCCGGCACGGUGCAAGAAUUGAAUUUUCGAUCGUCCAAGAACGUAUGGGGCUAUUUCUCGGUCGGCGCUUCGGGGGGACUUCACGAGUUCGCUGACUCGCAAUUUGGCCAUUGCUUCUCGUGGGGCGAAGACCGCAUUCAGGCUAGAGAAAAUUUAGUCGUAGCCCUAAAAGAAUUAAGUAUCAGGGGCGAUUUUAGGACCACAGUCGAAUAUCUCAUCACUCUUCUGGAAACGGAAUCCUUUCAACAGAAUAACAUAGAUACCGCUUGGCUCGACCUACUGAUCGCGGAACGUGUUCGCAGCGAUAAACCGGACGUUUUACUGGCUGUCACCUGCGGAGCGCUUCAUAUCGCCGAUAGAACGAUCACGGCCGCUUUCACCGGAUUUCAAACGGCCUUAGAAAAGGGCCAAAUACAGGCUAGCAACGAUUUAGACAACGUUGUUGAUGUAGAGCUUAUCAACGAUGGAUAUAAGUACAAAGUACAAGCUGCCAAAUCCGGUCCCAAUAGCUAUUUCCUCGUGAUGAACGGUUCUUACAAAGAAGUGGAGAUUCACCGCAUGUCGGAUGGAGGUUUGCUGCUUUCACUGGACGGUGCGAGUCUCACGACUUAUAUGCGGGAGGAGGUGGAUCGUUAUAGAAUCAUGUUGGGAAAUCAGACAUGCAUUUUUGAAAAGGAUAACGACCCAUCCUUAUUGAGAUCACCAUCGGCCGGCAAGCUAAUCAAUUUUUUGGUCGAGGACGGCGGCCAUGUGGGCUCCGGUCAGGCGUACGCCGAAAUCGAAGUGAUGAAAAUGGUCAUGACCGUUACUGUCAGCGAAGCGGGUAGCAUCUUUUACGUGAAGCGACCUGGCGCUAUACUGGAAGCCGGUACCAUGAUAGCGCAUCUCGAACUGGACGAUCCAUCGCUGGUGACGAAAGCGCAAGAAUAUACGGGACCGUUCCCAACGGCAGCGACGCUCGCCGUACCGGAGAAAUUGAACCAUCUUCAUGCCAAAUAUCGAACCGCUUUGGAAAAUACAUUGGCUGGAUAUUGUCUGCCGGAUCCGUUCCACUUGCCACGUUUGCGGGAGCUAAUCGAAAAAUUCAUGAGUUCGUUGCGCGAUCCCAACUUACCGUUGCUGGAAUUGCAGGAGGUGAUUGCAACAAUAUCCGGCAGGAUCCCUAUCUCGGUGGAGAAGAAGAUUCGUAAAUUGAUGUCAUUGUACGAGCGAAACAUCACGUCGAUCUUAGCCCAGUUUCCUAGUCAACAAAUCGCAGCCGUGAUCGACGGACAUGCGGCGACUUUGUCCAAGAGAGCCGAACGCGAUGUAUUCUUCUUGACGACUCAAGCCAUCGUGCAACUGGUACAGAGAUAUCGAAAUGGUAUACGCGGUCGAAUGAAGACCGCCGUGCACGAACUACUGCGACAGUAUUACAUGGUCGAGAGCCAGUUCCAGCAGGGUCAUUAUGACAAAUGCGUUUCCGCGCUGAUAGAGAAAUACAAGGACGAUGUGGCGACCGUCACCGGUAUGAUUUUCAGUCACAAUCAAGUGACGAAGAAGAAUGUCUUAGUCACUAUGCUGAUCGAUCAUCUAUGGGCCAACGAGCCCGGUCUUACCGAUGAGCUCUCGAACACAUUGACCGAACUGACUAGCCUGAAUCGCACGGAACACAGUCGAGUCGCGCUGAGAGCCAGACAAGUGUUGAUUGCCGCCCAUCAACCCGCCUACGAGCUCAGACACAAUCAAAUGGAAUCGAUAUUUCUCUCGGCAGUGGAUAUGUAUGGGCACGAUUUCCAUCCAGAGAAUUUGCAGAAGCUCAUUCUUUCGGAAACGUCCAUCUUUGAUAUUCUUCAUGACUUCUUCUAUCAUACUAACCGUGCGGUGUGUAACGCCGCCUUGGAGGUCUACGUUCGACGGGCUUACAUUAGUUACGAAUUCACGUGUUUGCAACACCUGGAGCUAUCCGGCGAGAUUCCGCUGGUAUAUUUCCAAUUCGUUUUACCCAGUAAUCAUCCGAAUCGUCAGAAUCAAUCUUUGGUGGAUUAUAGAGCCGGCGCGAUGGUGGCAUUCCAGGAUCUCGAGCAAUUCACUCAAUAUGCAGAUGAGGUUUUAGAUCUGUUGGAUGAUCUGUCGAGUCCUUCACCGGUAAUAUCUACAAAAUUAUUAGAGGCGGUGGACGCUGUCGGCAGCGAGUCGCGGCACAGCACGUCCAUCAAUGUGUCCUUGAGCAUGGCAACGGAUGGAAUAACGUCGACCGUGGCGGCGGCGACCAACGACAAGACCACCGAACCGGUUCACAUAUUGAGUAUCGCGGUCAAGGAGAGUGGCACCGAAGAUGAUGCCACUAUGUCUCGAUUAUUUGGAGAUUGGUGCGCUAACAACAAAGACGAGUUGAUAUCCCGCGGCAUCCGUAGAGUAACGUUCACCGUGCUCAAGAAGAGACAAUUCCCCAAGUUCUUCACCUUUCGUCAGCGAGAGGGUUUCGUCGAGGACAGGAUCUAUCGGCAUCUCGAGCCCGGUUGCGCCUUUCAAUUAGAAUUAAAUCGUAUGCGAACGUACGAUCUCGAGGCGCUUCCGACGUCGAAUCAGAAGAUGCAUCUGUAUCUCGGCAAAGCCAAAGUUGCCAAGGGCCAGCAGGUUACCGAUUAUCGUUUCUUCAUUCGCUCGAUUAUACGGCAUUCUGAUCUUAUCACGAAGGAAGCGAGUUUCGAUUAUCUUCACAAUGAAGGCGAACGCGUUUUGCUCGAGGCUAUGGACGAAUUGGAGGUCGCGUUCUCGCAUCCUCUCGCGAAACGCACAGAGUGUAAUCAUAUCUUCUUGAAUUUCGUACCCACGGUCAUUAUGGAUCCGAAUAGAAUAGAGGAGAGUGUGACUAGUAUGGUGUUGCGAUACGGGCCGAGAUUGUGGAAGUUGCAUGUACGACAGGCGGAGAUCAAGAUGACCAUACGGCCCGCACCGGGAAAACCGACCUCUAACGUGCGCCUUUGUAUCGCCAACGACAGCGGAUACAGCAUGGAUUUGCAUCUUUACACGGAGGCCACCGAUCCCAAGACGGGUAUCAUCCGUUUCGAGUCUUAUCUGCCCACAACGGUGAAUACAGCGAAUUGGAGGCCAGGUCCUAUGCACGGACUACCGAUCUCCACGCCGUAUCUAACCAAAGAUUAUCUUCAGGCAAAGAGAUUCCAGGCGCAGAGCGCCGGUACGACUUACGUCUACGAUUUGCCGGACAUAUUCCGGCAACAAGUCGAGAAAUUAUGGCAAAAAUAUAUAGAGGAGAGGCCAUUGAACGAUGGUCAGAAUCCAAUUGCUAUCCCUAAUCCAGUAAUGGACAUCGUGGAGUUGGUGCUAGAUGGGGAACAAUUAGUUGAGCAGAAGCGACUGCCGGGCGAGAACGACGUCGGCAUGAUUGCGUGGCGGUUGACCCUGUAUACCCCGGAAUGCCCGUUCGGUCGGGAUGUUAUACUCAUCGCCAAUGAUCUCACAUACCUGAUAGGCUCGUUCGGAAUACGCGAGGAUGUGCUGUUUUGUAGAGCUUCCGAGAAGGCGAGGCAGCUCGGGUGUCCGCGGAUAUAUUUUGCUGCUAAUUCCGGCGCCCGUAUCGGUCUGGCGGAGGAAGUAAAGGCCCUCUUCAGAAUCGCGUGGGAAGAGGAAAACGAGCCGGAGAAAGGCUUCAAAUAUAUAUAUCUUACGCCGGAUGAUUACGCGCGCCUAGCGUCUUUUAAUUCGGUGAAAGCUUCACUGAUCGAAGAUCCCGCGGGCGAGUCCCGUUACAGGAUUACAGACAUUAUCGGCAAGGACGACGGCUUUGGAGUGGAGAAUCUCAAAUACGCCGGUCUGAUCGCGGGCGAAACGUCGCGGGCCUACGAGGAGAUAAUUACAAUCUCUAUAGUGUCGUGCCGCGCGAUUGGUAUCGGCACUUAUCUAGUGCGUCUCGGCCAGAGGGUGAUACAGAUCGAGAACUCGCACAUUAUUCUAACCGGUUACCGAGCGUUGAACACCGUACUGGGUCGCGAGGUUUACGCCAGCAACAAUCAGUUGGGUGGCACGCAGAUUAUGCACAACAAUGGGGUGUCUCAUGCGACCGACGCCCGGGACUUGGACGGAGUAGCGACCGCCUUGAAGUGGCUCACUUACUUCCCCAGAAGCAAAGGUGCCCCGUUACCGAUACUAUUACCCGUUAUGGACCCGAUCGAUCGUGAAAUUGCUUAUAUGCCCACGAAAACGGCCUACGAUCCGAGAUGGAUGCUAGAAGGCAGAUAUUGCAACGAAUCGAAUGCUUGGGAGAGCGGCUUUUUCGACCGAGGCUCCUGGCACGAAAUAAUGAGGCCAUGGGCGCAAACGGUGGUGACCGGACGGGCCAGGCUCGGUGGUAUACCGUGCGGCGUUAUCGCCGUCGAAACGAGGACCGUCGAACUGCAUUUGCCGGCCGAUCCCGCCAAUCUGGAUUCCGAAGCUAAGACCAUAUCUCAAGCGGGACAGGUUUGGUUCCCAGACAGCGCGUACAAAACUGCACAGGCUAUCCAAGAUUUCGGAAAGGAGGAGCUACCGCUAUUUAUCUUUGCUAAUUGGAGAGGCUUCUCCGGAGGCAUGAAAGACAUGUACGAGCAAAUUGUCAAGUUCGGCGCGUACAUUGUCGACGGGCUGCGGAAAUAUGACAAGCCGAUAUUCGUUUAUAUCCCGCCGAAUGGAGAGCUCAGAGGUGGUGCUUGGGCAGUCGUGGAUCCUAUGAUAAAUCCUCGAUUUAUGGAGAUGUUUGCCGACAAUACCAGCAGAGGUGGCAUCUUGGAAGCCGACGCGAUUGUAGAGAUUAAAUUUCGAAACAAGGACAUUGUGAAAACUAUGCAUAGAGUCGAUUCCGUUAUACAAAAGCUAAAGGAAAAAUUGUCAACUGUUAAUACGACGGAGGAACGAAUCGAGCUCGAAGCACAGAUUCGUAAACGCGAGAACAUUCUGGAGCCAAUGUAUCGUCAAGUUGCCAUUCAUUUCGCCGACUUACAUGACACGCCGGAGAGAAUGUUUGAGAAGAACACGAUUCAAGAGAUAAUACCAUGGAAGAAAGCGCGUCGGUUAUUUUACUGGCGAUUACGACGCAGGCUUCUAGAAGAGGAAGUUAAGAACGAGAUCUUAUCGACACAGCCGAGUCUUGAUGUCAGGCAAAUGGGAGCAAUGUUGCGACGCUGGUUUAUCGAGGACAAGGGAACGACGGAAUCGUACUUGUGGGAUCAAGAUGAGGCCGCGACCUGUUGGUUAGAGGCACAACGUAAAACGGAUGAUAGUGUCGUGUCGCGUAAUAUAAUGUGCGUGAAGAGAGACGUGGUGGUGACGCGUAUCAAGGAGGCUCUGGACACCUAUCCGGAGAUUAGACUGAACGCAGUUUUGGAAAUUGCGCACAGAUUACAACCAGCCGAACGAGCAGAGUUGCAGAGAACUUUAUCGCAGUUGGAAACAACGGGGCAAGAGCACCAGGACACGGACGUUUUGUCCUGAGUGUGUUUCGCGUGUAAGCGUAUUUGCCGCAUGCUUAAUUCAUUCCAGCUUAUUAAAUGCUCGUUAAUAGUACAAUUCAUCAUCAGAGACGUACAUUAAUUCGUAUCAGUUUUCACAAAUAUUUCCUGUUAUCGAGGGUUAAUAAUCAAGUAAAUGUUUUUUCAAAAGAAAGAGAGAGAGAAUUUUUCAAAUUUCGAUAAAAAGAGCGCGUCACUGCCAUUGUGUGACCGUGACGAGUUUAUGGAUUAUACUUACAUUAUAAUGUGACGAGAGAUUUGAGAUUCCCAAAUUAUCGCAUGUUUUUUCAGCUAUGUUACUUUCGUCGCAGUCUGGAAAUAUAUACAGAUUUGUAUAAUGAGUUAUUAUAAACUACACAAUUAGUAUCUUAUAUUAUUUAUUUUUUUUUUAUGACAACAUAGCAUGAUAUCUUAACACACACAUUAUCUUUUAAUUUUUAAUUCCUUGGUUAUAACGUUUUUUGAUGAUAAGACACUAUAUACAUAUAUAUAUAUACAUAUAGACAUAUACAUACAUAUAUAUAUAUAUA
Messenger RNA from Formica exsecta, 9727 nucleotides. It is a transcript of the gene ACC, whose product is annotated as acetyl-CoA carboxylase. Lineage: Eukaryota; Metazoa; Arthropoda; Insecta; Hymenoptera; Formicidae. The coding region runs from base 2215 to 9180 and encodes 2321 amino acids. The record is from RefSeq and is a predicted model, not a curated record. Gene Ontology annotation, molecular function: acetyl-CoA carboxylase activity; metal ion binding; ATP binding. Gene Ontology annotation, biological process: fatty acid biosynthetic process. The transcript has 11 exons.